AUGGCUGGAUUGACAUUUGACAAUUACAAAAGAAAUCAGUAUUUAGUGAAUCAGGCUGGCUUCAAACCUCCGAAGGCAACAUCCACAGGUACGACUAUUGUCGGUUGCAGGUUCAAGAAUGGUGUUGUUAUUGCUGCAGAUACAAGAGCCACGACAGGUCCGAUAGUUGCAGAUAAAAAUUGCGAAAAGUUACAUCAGAUAGCACCUAAAAUAUGGUGUGCCGGUGCAGGUACGGCAGCAGAUACAGAAAUGGUUACACAAUUAAUAUCUUCAAACUUAGAAUUACACUCACUGUACAUGAACAGAGAACCGAGAGUUGUGUCAGCAAUGCAAAUGCUUAAACAACAUCUAUUUAGAUACCAAGGUUAUGUUGGAGCAUAUCUUAUCGUUGCAGGUGUUGAUCCUACUGGUCCACAUCUUUUCUCUGUUCAAGCACAUGGUUCUACUGAUGUUGGCUACUAUAUGUCAUUGGGAUCUGGCUCUUUAGCAGCCAUAGCAGUGUUAGAACGGGACUGGAGGGAGGAAAUGACCAAAAAGGAAGCCAUGGAUCUUUGUGCUACUGCAAUUCAAGCUGGUAUUUUCAAUGACUUGGGUUCCGGUUCGAAUGUCGAUAUGUGUGUGAUGGAGACGGGUAAGGAUGCUCAGUUAUACCGUAACUAUUUGACUCCAAAUGUGAGAGAGCAAAAACAGAGAAACUACAAAUUCGCAAGAGGUACAACUGCUGUUUUAAAGAAAGAUGUUUUUGAUCUCGUUGAUGUUGUGCGGGAGGAUGAAGUGCCUGUCGGUCCAUCUGACGCCAUGGAAACAGAUUGA
Molecule: messenger RNA, 813 nt
Organism: Brettanomyces bruxellensis
Lineage: Eukaryota; Fungi; Ascomycota; Pichiomycetes; Pichiales; Pichiaceae
Gene: PUP1
Product: proteasome core particle subunit beta 2
Exons: 1
Coding region: 1-813 (270 amino acids)
Cellular component (GO): proteasome core complex
Molecular function (GO): threonine-type endopeptidase activity
Source: RefSeq, a predicted model, not a curated record